Messenger RNA from Dermochelys coriacea (leatherback sea turtle), 4747 nucleotides. RefSeq names its product testin LIM domain protein (gene TES). The record is from RefSeq and is a predicted model, not a curated record. Gene Ontology annotation, molecular function: zinc ion binding. The transcript has 7 exons. NCBI's taxonomy places the organism in Eukaryota, Metazoa, Chordata, Testudines, Dermochelyidae. Bases 2207 to 3472 code for a protein of 421 amino acids.
AAACAAAAGAAGGUUUAUUUAAGAAAGAAUAGAGACUCCAGUAGAAACAAGCAACAGUGAUGGAAACAAAUGGUUACAAUACAAAAAAAGGUCAAAGUGUGAAUUAGGGCCUACACUUAUUAACAGUUACCUUUCCGAUCUAAUAAAGUAGGAUUUCCCCCAAACUUCAGUCUGUUGCAGAGAUGGCUGGCUUCACAGGAACCAGGAUCUAAUCUUUCAUGAAAAACACUCCCACUCAACAAUAUAUCACCUCAGUGAAUGGAUACAGAGUGCUUCUUUCCACUCUCAGGAGGGUGCUCUAACAACUGAGCUCUGGGAUAAUCUGAUGUAGGGCUCUCUCAGUAGAUCCAGUUGAAGCUGUUCCACUGUAUAUAAAUCCUUAAAUGGUCAAUGGACCACAGAGAGAAAGAGUGGGAAUAACUCAGUGGCCCCAGGUAUUAGGAGACCAUGUGUUGAGUCACCCCUGUGCCAAUCACUCUUUAUUUCUCUCUUCACCAGGAGAGACGGAGGGAGCCCUAUCAGCCUAUCCCGCAGCUCAAUGGUUAGAGCAGCCUCCUGAGAGGUAGGACACCCCUGUUCAAAUCCUUUCUCCUCUGCCAGGGUUGCGGGAAUUGAACCCUAGGUUCCCAGAUUAAUGUUUAGCCACUGGGAUAAAAGUUAUAAGGGGGGGUACCACCUCCAUCUUUGUGUGGGUCAAGACAGGCCCAUAACUCUUUCCCAAGAAACUAUAUAGGCACCUAAGCACGGAGACAGGUCCCAGAUGUGGAUCACUAGCAGAGCUAGGCAUCUCCCUGCAGCCACGAUUUAGGCGCCUAUUUCUGAAAAAGGGGCAGGGCUUAACACAUCAGCAUCUCCCAUUAGUCAGUUUAGGCAUGCUCUCUUUUGUAGAUCACAUUUUAAGGCACCUCUCUCUCCCCAUUCUAUAGAGAGUCUAGGUGUCUAACUCUGCUUUGUGGAUCACAGGGCUGUUCUUGUGAUUUUGUAGGUGCCUACAAAUUAGGAGAGUGUUGCAAUGCCUAAAUCCCUUUGUGGAGUCCACCCUUUUGUAAAUCCCAUUGUUAAUGGAAUUUUUAGAAGUGCCUGGAUGGGUGGGUGCCAAAUGCCAAUGGAGUUUUAUAUACCUACAUACCUUGAAAAAUCUGACUCUAAAUCCCCCAGUGCCUAACUCCCCAGUUUUCUAAUCGCCUCUAGGCACUAUGAGAAUACAAAUUAGAACAAAUACAAUAAACAAAUCAGAAAAGAGGAAAAAAGUGAUGCCCCAGCCAAGCAGCCUACAAUUAGCCAGAUGGUGCAAACUGUAGCACAGACAGAGCCAAAAUCUAACCCUCUGACAUUUUCUUUAAACAGAGCUUGUGUCAUCUUGACAUUCAGAUGAGCUGCUUUGUGACCUCAGUGAUUUAUCGGUGAAAUUCCUUAAAGCUUCGACUACCCACAGGCAGUAGUAGAGCUGAAGGCAGAGGGAAUACAUUUAUCAAGUCAAACCCCAGGAAAAAAAAAAAAAAAAAAAAAGCCAGAGACUAGUUUCUGGCUGGGAAGUUAUCCAACGUGUGAGGACAGCUUUAGGGAGGCAGGCCGUGAUCCUGUCGCCUGCCAAUACAUCACUCGAUUUCAGGCCAUUUCCCCUUCUUGGGGAGGAACCAAACUUCCAGGCGGAUCUGCCCAAAGCUGGAGAGUUGUGCCAGCAAAUACCUUCUCCCUGACCUUAUCAGCUGACUCAGGCUGUGAAUGAUUCAAAAGCCAAACUCACAGACCCCUCUGCCCCCCUCCAACUUCGCAGCUCCACCCAGACCGACGCCUGGCUCCGAGCACGCAGAGGGGCUGCCACGGGCCGCUGGUGCGGCGGCUGCACAGCGCUGAACCGGGGAGGUCGGCAGUCCCGCCCCCUCCCCGAGUCGGGCCUUUUGCGAGCCCCGGCCUGGGGCCGCUCAGCCGGCAAGCUAGCGGGUGUGAGACUCUGAUUGGCUCGCAGACCAGGGAGCCGCUACACCGGGAUUGGCUGGGGGGCCGCCUUUGUUGCCUGUCCACGCCUUCCACGGCGGCCCCGGCCGCGGGGCAGCGGAAGUUUGAGUGCAAGAGCGACGCUGGCUGGGUGCACGCCGGCGGGAGGCCAGCGCAGCCCGCACCGCACCGCACCGCACCGCAUCCGCGGGCCUCUGGGGAGCGUCUCCCUGCGCGGACCCAGCCUUGCUCCUAGCGGAGAGAGACAAUGGACUUGGAGAGCAAAGUGAAAAAGAUGGGCUUAGGUCAUGAACAAGGAUUUGGUGCCCCAUGCUUAAAAUGCAAGGAUAAAUGUGAAGGAUUUGAACUACACUUCUGGAGAAAAAUAUGUCGAAACUGCAAAUGCGGCCAGGAAGAACAUGAUGUCCUCACAAGCAACGAGGAAGAUCGGAAAGUGGGGAAGCUCUUUGAAGACACAAAAUACACAACCCUUAUUGCAAAGCUGAAAACUGAUGGAAUUCCCAUGUAUAAACGCAACGUAAUGAUACUGACUAAUCCAGUGUCUGUCAAGAAGAAUAUAUCCAUCAAUACUGUGACAUAUGAAUGGGCUCCUCCUGUUCAGAAUCAGACACUGGCUAGACAGUAUAUGCAGAUGCUUCCAAAGGAGAAACAGCCUGUGGCUGGCUCAGAAGGUGCUCAGUACAGGAAGAAACAGUUGGCUAAGCAGCUGCCUGCUCAUGAUCAGGAUCCUUCGAAAUGCCAUGAGUUAUCUCCUAAUGAGGUGAAGCAGAUGGAACAGUUUGUGAAGAAAUACAAGAAUGAGGCACUUGGUGUGGGAGAUGUCAAAUUCCCUAGUGAGGUGGAAGCUAAAGCUACUGACAAGAAUAAUGCUAAUGGUGAUAGAAGCACCUCAGCACCUGUAGGAGCAAUGGAGGACAAGUCAUCAGGUCAAAAAGGAUCCCAGUAUUCCUGCUACCGCUGCAAAUUAAACAUGAAAGAAGGUGAUCCAGCUGUUUAUGCCGAGCGUGCUGGAUAUGACAAACUGUGGCACCCCGCUUGCUUUGUCUGCUGCACCUGUAAUGAACUUCUGGUGGACAUGAUCUACUUCUGGAAGAAUGGAAACGUAUAUUGUGGAAGACACUACUGUGACAGUGAGAAACCCCGAUGUGCUGGAUGUGAUGAGCUGAUAUUCAGCAAUGAAUAUACCCAGGCAGAGGGUCAAAACUGGCACCUGAAACACUUUUGCUGCUUUGAUUGUGACUGUGUCUUAGCUGGGGAAAUCUAUGUCAUGGUAAAUGACAAGCCUGUCUGUAAACCAUGCUACGUGAAGAACCAUGCUGUGGUCUGCCAAGGCUGCCAUAAUGCUAUUGAUCCAGAAGUUCAGCGUGUAACAUACAACAACUUCAACUGGCAUGCCACAACAGAAUGCUUCCUGUGUUCCUGUUGUAGCAAGAGUCUAAUUGGCCAGAAAUUCAUGCCAAUAGAAGGAAUGGUCUUCUGCUCAGUAGAAUGUAAGAAAAAAAUGAUGUCUUAAGAGUGGUAUGUGUACAUGAAACUAAGUAUCACCAUGUUUCAAAGUCAUUGCAUUUCUACUGUAAAAUGCAAUAUCUGGGCAUUUAAAAAUUGGCGUAGUUCCCAAAGACUGAAUGAAUAACCAAGAAACUUGCUCUGUAACUUGCUUUAACUAUAAGUAAUACUUUGUGAAAGUUUCAUAUUUCUCUAUUCUUUAUGGUAUUGCUUUUGAGCACUUAAUGCUAACUUUUUCAUAUCCCAGAUAUGUAGAAAAAUGUAAUGUGAGCUACAUACCUUAACAGCUGGCUUUGCCAAGAAGACUUUCCUCCUCUUGUAAAAUGCAGGAUAGAAAACAAGCUUAGAACUAACAGAUCAUAUUUCCUGGGUGUGGCUCUGUCUCUUUGUGAAUGAUACAUACAGGUUUCUCACUUCAGUUAGGGCAGUAAAUUAACAGUUUUAAAAGCAUUCCUGCUUUCAUCAAGCACUUUGCUAAAGCCACACAUUUUGUCUAAAAUAAAAAUGCACCCAGAUUUAUAGAACUCAAUAAACGUGGAAUGCAAUCUGUCACUUAAUCUUCUUAAUUUACUCUCCCUGAAAACAACUUUAACUUUUUAGUAGGUGUACAUGAAAAUUAAAGAAAACUGUUAAGCUGGAAUAUUUUGAGUGAGGCUUCAUUCUGCUAGUUCAAAAAGAUUGGGCCAGUCUGAUUUUGGGCAUAUCCUUUCUCCUCCUCCAAUAAAGAAUUUUAAACUGGCUUUUCCGGUAUUUAUGAAUGCCCUUUUCCUAACUUGUGCAGUUUAUCAAGGGGCAUGGCACAGAAUGACACAUCUAUUUUAUUCUGAGAAUCUGGCAUUCUUCGAAAGGUGAAGGACUUUUACAUUUUAAGUGAUCUGAAUUUUUAUCCAGAAGUUAGUGGGAUAUGUAAAUUCUUAGCAGAAGCAGAAACAAAAUGGAUAACUUUCUCACAAGACCCUUUCAGUAUUUGUAUUUGAAAAAAAACAUUACAGUUCCAUACUAACUUUCCUUACUCUAGAACUCAAAAUGGAUUAAAUAUUGUGAUUAUUCUGGGGAGAGAUCUGAUUGGGGUUGGGGGGGGAACUGAAAUUUAAAUUUGUUUACUUUAAGAAUAACAGUUCUAUGCUGAAAUGUCUUAAUCUGUGUAAUACAGGUGCCAAACAUGAAUAUGAGAGAUGUUGGCUUUGUAAAGAACUAUGCAAAUUUCAAAUUCAGCUCUUUAAGAAUUACACAUCUAUGUAUGUACUUUUAUGGCUCACAAAUAAAAAAAAGCUUUGCUCAA